Phalacrocorax carbo (great cormorant) is the source of this 6438-nucleotide messenger RNA. Lineage: Eukaryota; Metazoa; Chordata; Aves; Suliformes; Phalacrocoracidae. The record is from RefSeq and is a predicted model, not a curated record.
CUCUGCGCAUGCGUGGUGGCGUCUGCCCGGCAGUAAGAUGGCGGCAGCGAGCGGCGUGCGCCUGGCCUGUUUGGGAGCCCCGUUCCGCGCUGAGCAGUCCCUCUCCGUGUAACGUUCGCUUUCUUCAGCUUUAGGACACAUCUGAAGAUCCUGAAGGUGGUAUUAGGCCCUUUGACUAAGAAGUGCAAGUAUUUACGUCCUUCAGAAUGCCCAACUCCACUACUAAACUUAAUUGUAACCAUAGAGGUGGUCAGGAAGCCGGCAGGUGGGAGCUGGUUUCCAGGUCUUUGCAGAGUGCUCAGCAUUGCCUGGAAGAUGAGGAUUUUGGAACUGCAUAUGCCCACUAUCUCCUGGUACUAAAUCUAGCUCCUGAGUUAAAAACUAGUGUCAAAGAAACAUUUCAGUUUAGUCUCUUUAAAUGGGCAGAAGAGCUAGAUUCUCUGGCACGGAUUCAAGAUCUGUUUAACUGUUACGAACAAGCACUUGAACUGUAUCCGAAUGACGAAGUGAUAUGUAAUAGUAUGGGAGAACAUCUUUUCAGAAUGGGCUUUAGAGAUGAAGCAGCUGGAUAUUUUCAUAAAGCAGUGAAGCUUAACCCAGACUUUGCUGAUGCAAAGGAGAAUUUUUACCGUGUUGCAAACUGGCUUGUGGAACGCUGGCACUUCAUCAUGCUCAAUGAUACCAAGAGGAACCUCACUUACCUAAGAGCAAUUGAGAACGCUGUCUACUCAGGGUGCAAAUCUGUACUUGAUAUUGGAACAGGAACAGGAAUUCUGAGUAUGUUUGCAAAAAAGGCAGGAGCAUCUUCUGUCUAUGCCUGUGAAUUGUCAAAAACCAUGUAUGAACUUGCCCGUGAUGUAGUGGCAGCAAAUAAUAUGGAAAAAGAGAUCAAACUUCUGCAUUUGAAGUCACUUGAUGUAGAAAUUCCAAAGCACAUACCUGAAAGAGUUUCCUUGGUUGUCACAGAAACAGUUGAUGCUGGUUUAUUUGGAGAAGGAAUUGUGGAGAGCUUGAUACAUGCUUGGGAAUAUCUACUUUUACAACCAAAGCCUAAAAAUCAAGAUGUCAGUACUGGAGACUAUGGCAGAGUUAUUCCUGCAAGUGCUACAGUAUUUGGGAUGGCAGUGGAAUGCAGAGAGAUACGUAGACAUCACAGAGUGGGGACUCAAGAAGUUGCUGGUGUGAACUUGUCAAAUUCAGUGCAGUUCUUCAGUCCAACAUAUGCUUCUGCUGGUUCAGAGGAAACUGUCGAACCUUACACCACCGAGAAACUCAGUCGUGUCCCUGGAGGUUACGUGCCUCUGACAGAACCCUGUCAAGUAAUGACGGUAGAUUUCAACAAUCUGCAGGAGCUGAAAAGCCUUGCAGCUAGAAAGCCCUGGAAGCUCAGCCUGCCAGUCACUGAAGGAGGAACACUAGAUGCUAUUGUGGUGUGGUUUGUUCUACAGCUUGAUGAUGAGCAUGCUCUGUCUACAAGUCCCAGUGAAGAAACUUGCUGGGAACAGGCAGUCUAUCCUGUGCAGGGCCUUCUUGAUUAUUCUGUGAAGACUGGAGAUACUGUGAUGAUGGAAGUUUGCUGCCAAGACUGCUACUUGAAGAUCCAGAAGAUUUCUUCUUCGACUUCAGAGUGUGGGAUGGACUUCAGUGACAGGGAUGACUCACUGAGUUUGGGCAAUGAGGCUGAACUAUGUAAUGCUCUGGCUGGUCUUCAGACGACCAGCAAACAGGAUGGCAACAGUCAAGUAUGUGUGUUGGAAUCCACAGAAAUAGCCCUGCUGAACAAUGCACCGUACCACGAAUGCUUUAAAGCUGCUAUGGGCAAAGUGCUGUUGUCAUUAAAUCCACGUAAGGACUUGCAGUCCAUGGUUGUCGAUGGACAUGGCAGUGCGAUGAACCUCCAAGAGAGUAGAAACAAGAGCUCCCUAGAUGUGGCUCCUGAUCCUUUGUACAUUUUAGAUGUAUCUGAAGGCUUCUCCAUCUUGCCAAUUAUAGCUGGCAAACUUGGACCUGUUAGAGCCUACAGUUCAGUUGAGAAAGAACAGCAUCAGGCAGCACUGAAUGUGAUAUCAGAAGCUAACCAUUUCCCCAAGGAAACCUUAGAGUUUUGGCUCAGCCACUUAGAAGAUGAAAGUGUGGUGCUACAGAGACCCAAAUCAGACAAGUUGUGGAGUAUUAUUGUCUUGGAUGUUAUAGAGACAUCAGGUUUAAUCCAGCAGGAAGUGAUGGAAAAGGCUGCAAUAUCCAGAUGUUUACUUAACAGUGGAGGGAAGAUUUUCCCACAGUACGUGUUGGUAUAUGGGAUGCUUGUAGAAUCGGAGUCUCUUCUACUGGAGAGUGCUGUUCAAGGAACAGAACCGACUCUUGGGUUUAAUAUAGCCCCUUUUAUCAACCAAUUCAAGGUACCUGUUCGUGUGUAUUUGGAUCUCUCGACAUUACCAUGUCUACCCUUGAGCAAGCCAGCAGAGCUUUUAAGGCUAGAUCUCAUGAACCCUCUGUUGAACAGCUCCAGCAGAGAAGUCAAGGUACAAAUUUGUAAGUCUGGCCAAGUCACUGCAAUUCCCUUCUGGUAUCACAUACAUCUAGAUGAAGACCACAGCUUGAAUACAUCAGAUGAGUCCUCACACUGGAAACAAGCUGCAGUUGUUCUUGAUGAGCCCAUCCAAGUUCAGGUUGGAGAUGAACUUGUGCUUGAUGUUCAACACCAUAAAAGCAAUAUUAGCAUUACAGUUAAACGGUGAAGAAUGUGGCACAAACUGAUCUGUGGAUAAUUACCUACAUAUAAAUUGACUGUUCAUAACAUCACUGAUGUUAAUUUAUAUUAAAGUCUAAAUUUAAUCUACUGAUCAAAAAGCCUAUUUUGUUGCUGUAAUAGUAGAUACUUAGCUCCUCGGUGGAACCUAAAACUUGUACUGUAAAAGUUUCUUACCGAGCAGUUAGGGGAGGUAUUUUAUUCCCUGCAGCAAAAACCUGACUACAAGCUCUUGCAGUGACUACAGCACUGGGGCAGACUUCUCUUGCUGCCAUAUCAACUGUAGUAAGGAGAAAAGCAUCCAGAUGCUUGUACCAGAAAUAAACAGCUGUGGCUGUUCAGGAUAGAGUCCUUGUUUCUCAAGCCGUAGUUCCACCUCUCAGUUGCCAAAGCAUCCUACUUAAGCACAUGGAGAACGUUAGCCUUGUAGUAGAGACAGCAAUGCCACUGCAGUGUCACCAGCUAGUGUUGCACAAAGACAAUUAUAAAAAGUUGUCAAGGAGCACUGUUGAAUAACUCAAACUGUAAACUUUUUAGCAUCCCUCAGAGAAUCAUUUUUGGUAGUAUCAUGGGCCUGAACUCCUGUCCCUAUGAAAGUUGUAUAAAAUAUUACAUCAGUCAUUUACCAUACUCCUGCAUCUCUCUACAGCAUUACAUUUUGGUAUAAUGCAGGUAACAAGUUCCUUCUAUUAAAUUUAUAUGCAAAUGGAAGACUAACAAAAGCAUUGAUUCUACCUCUGCUGAGAUAUGAGGAAGACUGUUAGUAAGAUAUUUCUGUAGCUAAGUUUCUUACUGUCUAUUCAAUGCAGAAGAGACAUUUCUGUGAUCUUUCCUUAACAGAAGCCUCUACAAAGAACCACCCAUAGAUACUUUCUUCUAGACUCUCACUGCCUGCAAGAUCCACAUGUAUUCUUCAUUAGGUCAAAUGUUUCAGAUAAGUGCUCUCAGUUUAACUUCAGGGACUGUUGGAGCUGUAGUUGUCCCAGCCUGCAGCUGAACCUGCACCAGAUAGAUUGAUGUAAUAAAGCUCUUGCUAGAAGGGUAGAGGGAAGGUCUCCCAUUUACUUUUUUCAAAACAGAGGCAAUUAAGUCAAGUUUUCUGAAAAUCAAGUAACUGGAUACCAUCCUUUAUCCAAGGUGUACAAUGCAUAAUAAAAUAAGUGAAUUAGAGUAGGACAGAGGCUUUUCAUACUACAUGGAAAACAGCUUUUUCUUAAAUAAAAAACAAAGUCUCCCAAAAAUCCCAACAAAACUGUGAUCCAUAAAACCUAAGUUACACAGCUCUAACAGACUGUGUCUGACACAACUCAGCCUAGUAGGUGCAGGAUACUUUCAGCAAAGUGCAGUUUUAUAGAGAAGCGUUAAGGCUUCUCAUCCUGGAAGAGUUCUAAUAAAAGCAAAAACAUUAAAUAAUAGUGGUUAGGCAUAUUUAUUAAUUACCUAUGCAUAAAUGGACUGUUUGUAACAUCACUGAUAACGAUUGAAGUCUAAAUUUUAUCUACUGAUAUUUACUAAUCUUCUCAGCAAUUAAUAAGACAGCAAAAUGAUUUAAAGAAAAAUUGAGGACAUAUUCAACCCUUAAUGAGAUUAACUAAAGGGCUGAAAAUGACCAUUACUGAGUUUUCAAGCAGUGUGUUAAGUAAGGCAAGAGCAAUCUUUAAGACUUCUGAUUAAAAGCUGGGAGAAGACUAGGCAUAAAACAAUGGACGAACAAAUAUAGUUUAUGUAAAGAUGAAGUUUUCAUAUAAACUUGACAGGUCAUGCUGUGGAAUACUGUUAUAGUAGUUUUCAAAAGAUGGUAUGUGUCAUAGGAAGAUUUCUAUUUUGGAAAUUCAGUAGCAAUCUUUAAUGGAAAGUUAUGAUCCUGUAAGCUACUGCAAUGAAAAAAUAACUUCUCCCAGAAAAAAAAAAUUACAGAAAUACUACGCACUUAGAAUAACUGAGUAAUAAUUAAAUAACUUAGCAGCUUUCCAAAAAUGCUGUGAAAGACACAACCAAGACACAUAACUAGCUGUUCUCCUAGCAAAGUCACUUCUCUGUACCUUACCUAAAUUUUACAGCAAACAGACAUAACUUCAAGAAUUAAAAUAAAUUCUUCCAUGUGGGGUUUUUGUAAAGCGAGAGCACUGUAGCUACUUAUCUUCCAGCAGCUCUGAUCCUUUGGAUAUCAUUUCUACCAAUGCCCCUUUUUACUUGUAUACAUGCAGGAAAUCAGGUUAUUUCUAAUAGUGGCUACAGUGGGCACUGAAGUCCCUGGGUGUUCUGAGCUUUUAUAAGUUGUUUCCUUUUAGAACAUGGCUAUUACACGGAUAAAAAGCAUAAAAGAUAAAAAGCAUAAAAAAGUAGAUCCUGAUUCUUCAUAAGCUCAAACAAGAAUUCCCUUUUCAGUACAAGCCUUAAAAUACUGAAAGCAAACUCUUGUAUUAGUUAUACAGUUAUACUUAAGAUCACCUUCUUCCACGAAGGGGGCAGUUGUUUUCAUGUGUCAUUCACAUUCUUAAAUUACUGUAGCAGUAAAUCAAAUUGAAAGAAGGCAAACAGUUUAAAUAAAAUCUUUAAUUGCUUAUUUACAACAAAGGCAAUGACUUGGCAAAUUGAAAAUUAUGAUUUGCACUUUCCCACUAACUUCAGAUACAGCAAGUAGUCAACUAUAAAAUAUGCAGCCUAGUGAGUAAGGCGCAAUAUUUACAUCACACCAGUACUGCAAAAAAAGCACUUAAGAUGACUUUCCUGUGACAGCCAGAAGAUAAACAUUUAUCCUGUAAAUGUGAAUAAUGCCAAAAGAAACUUCAGAUGUCACUUAAAAGGUCAGCACUCUAGUUUGUUGGGGUUUUUUUUGUCAGAUUGCAAACAUGCAAUAGUAGUAAAAACUGGUAAUGGGAUAAAACCAAUACUAAUCUCAUUUUGUCAGUUUUUGCAAAAUAACAUUUUGAUAUAAGUGUACUACUUCUUGAUCUGAAAUCCGAUGCUAGUAACUUCAGUAUUAGACUAGCUACUUAGUUUUACCUUAGCAAAGGUCCUUUCAGGGGGGAAUCAACUAUUACAUUUCAAUCUAGGCUAUACUAGAAGCAUAAUACAAUAAUCACACACACAAAUUUAUGAAUACAAAUUACUACAGACACAUUGUCAAGAGAUCCUGCUUUAACAGCUUAAAAAAACUUAAGUGUUAAAGAAUUUAUUGCAGACCAAAAUAAUCAGUUUUGUUUUCUACUUCCUUUUUGACAUCCUUGAUUCCCUGCCUCCAUGUAUUUUAAGGUAGUGAUGAUUAUUCUCAUUUUCGAAGGAUAGGAAGAAAGUAGUCAAGUGUAAGGUAUUCAUCUAAAACCUAUCAUCCUGGCUGUCUAUUCUGAAUGUAAAAGACUUACAAAUUAUGAGCUACAAGGACAACAGAUACAUCAACAAUAUGUUCUGGGCAUGGAAUUUUAUAAUGAGGCCUGUAGGGAAUGCCUUCUUUGUAUAGAUUCUUUACUGAUGCUCUUUAAUAAUUAUCUUCAUGGAGGGGGUUUAUUUAGGUAUGCGGGAAAAGGAAGAAGAUGGCUUCUGUACAGAAGUUACCAUUUCGUCCACACUCCGUUGAGCAUCAUUAAGAGGACAACCAAAGCUAAUAAAACCACUUUUUCCUACUGCCCUCCUUAAAUUACAUUCGUGAAAUUAAGUUCUCCUGCUAUUAGUACUUACACUUCAUCUUU